Molecule: messenger RNA, 1705 nt
Organism: Epinephelus fuscoguttatus (brown-marbled grouper)
Lineage: Eukaryota; Metazoa; Chordata; Actinopteri; Perciformes; Serranidae
Gene: ctsz
Product: cathepsin Z
Exons: 6
Coding region: 144-1052 (302 amino acids)
Cellular component (GO): lysosome
Molecular function (GO): cysteine-type endopeptidase activity
Source: RefSeq, a predicted model, not a curated record
GUACCGGUUUAUCAGCGCUGAGCUCACACACUGACACAGCAGUGCUGUUUAGGCUGUAGUCACUGCUGAACACACCAGGCUCCAGGUCCUCCUCUGCUCCUCCCGGUAAGCGGUACUCAGUGUGAAACCCGCCGGUGUCAAACAUGGCUCGGACCGUUUUAGUCGUCCUGUUUUCAGUCGUGUUGUCCUGUGUGAGCGCAGGAGUGUUUUACAGCCAGAAGGAGCCGUGUUAUGUCCGCACACCCAGGAAAAACGACUUCGGACUGAGGACCGCUCCUCGUCCUCAUGAGUACAUAAACAUUUCUGAUCUGCCCAAAGCCUGGGACUGGAGGAACAUCAACGGCACCAACUAUGUGAGCACGACCCGCAACCAGCACAUUCCCCAAUACUGUGGCUCCUGCUGGGCCCACGGCAGCACCAGCGCCAUGGCAGAUCGCAUCAACAUUAAGAGGAAAGGAGCUUGGCCAUCUGCCUAUCUCUCUGUCCAGCAUGUGAUUGACUGUGGUGAUGCUGGCAGUUGCCAUGGAGGAGAUCACAGCGGAGUGUGGGAGUAUGCUAACAAACACGGGAUCCCAGAUGAGACCUGCAACAACUACCAGGCUAAAGACCAGAAGUGCAAACCCUUCAAUGAGUGUGGCACCUGCACCACCUUCGGAGUGUGCAACAUUGUGAAGAACUACACCCUGUGGAAAGUGGGAGAUUUUGGAGAUGUCAGUGGGAGGGAGAAGAUGAUGGCAGAGAUCUACGCCAAUGGACCAAUCAGCUGCGGGAUUAUGGCCACAGACACGCUGGAUGCCUACACAGGAGGUCUCUACUCUGAAUAUCAGGAGAGUCCUUUCAUCAACCACAUCGUGUCUGUGGUGGGCUGGGGAGUGGAGGAUGGCGUUGAAUACUGGGUCGUACGUAACUCCUGGGGAGAGCCAUGGGGUGAGAAGGGCUGGCUCAGGAUCGUGACCAGCGCUUACAAGGGAGGAAGUGGAAGCACCUACAACCUGGCAGUGGAGGAGGACUGCAUGUACGGAGAUGUGAUUGUCCCCAAGGCCUACCUGUAGGGGAGGGCAGCCCUAUGGCGUCAAAGGUUGUCACUGCACUGCACUGCACGUCUUCCUAUCUCGGGCAGAGGGAAACCUUUUAUUUGUAAAAUGCUGAAAAGGGAAUGAGUUCAGAUUUUUUUUAAGAGAUCUAUUUUUUACACUUCUAAUCAGGGGGUCAAAUUCCAGUGCCGAGGUCUUCCAGCUGGAUGAGACCUGCUUCAAUCACUGCUGAUUUUUUGAUUUGUACCACAGUAAGGUCUGAAUUGAGUGGGAGGGUUGAAACACAUCAGUACGACUAAAAUCUGUAAACGUCAUGCCCUGCAUGCUGAAUAGCCAUAAGAGAAAGAAGAAAUUGAGUUUACAUCAUCAAGAGGACGUUGACAGCUUUUUAUAGAUUAUUCAAUGCAUACUGACUCAGCCAAAGAGCAUGGUGUUUAUUAUUUGUCCUUCACUGCUGCGACACUGAAUGUUUUCAGUGUGUGGUGUUAAUGUAUCGACAAUAUUGCACUACACCCUGAUUAAAAAGGAAAAAAAUCAACUUUAAAGUGUGCCUUAAAUACACUGGCAUUCAAGUAUAGAUUUAUGUAAUGUUUUUUUUUUGUUUUCACACUGAACAAUCUACACGUCAGAAGUUUUGGAAAAAAUGCUUUGUUUUGUUGCUUCAAACUGUG